Messenger RNA from Cololabis saira (Pacific saury), 2048 nucleotides. It is a transcript of the gene gnb5a, whose product is annotated as guanine nucleotide binding protein (G protein), beta 5a. Bases 64 to 1149 code for a protein of 361 amino acids. Gene Ontology annotation, molecular function: signaling receptor complex adaptor activity; protein binding. Gene Ontology annotation, biological process: G protein-coupled receptor signaling pathway; G protein-coupled dopamine receptor signaling pathway. The transcript has 11 exons. The record is from RefSeq and is a predicted model, not a curated record. Gene Ontology annotation, cellular component: cytoplasm; heterotrimeric G-protein complex. NCBI's taxonomy places the organism in Eukaryota, Metazoa, Chordata, Actinopteri, Beloniformes, Belonidae.
GCAUCAGCUGUUAGCUCCGCCGCCAGUCUUUCCGCCGCCGAGCCUCUCGCACCAGGGAAAUAUAUGAGAUCCCCUCCGAUCCCUGAAAUGGCGACACAGGAGGUACAGCUGAACGAGACUCUGGCUCACCUGAAAACGGAGUCGGACACGCUGAAGUCGAAGCUGGAAGACGAGAGAGCGAAGCUGCACGACGUCGAGCUACAUCAGGUGGCGGAGAAGGUGGAAGGCCUGGGUCAGUUUGUCAUGAAGACCCGCAGAACUCUGAAGGGACAUGGAAACAAGGUUCUGUGCAUGGACUGGUGCAAGGACAAGAGGAGAAUCGUCAGCUCCUCGCAGGAUGGAAAAGUGAUCGUGUGGGAUGCUUUCACCACCAACAAGGAGCACGCUGUGACGAUGCCCUGCACCUGGGUGAUGGCCUGCGCCUACGCUCCCUCUGGCUGCGCCGUGGCUUGUGGGGGCCUGGACAAUAAGUGCUCGGUGUAUCCUCUGUCUCUAGACAAGAAUGAGAACCUGGCUGCAAAGAAGAAGUCCGUGGCCAUGCACACGAACUACCUGUCGGCCUGCAGCUUCACUAACUCCGACAUGCAGAUCCUGACAUCCAGCGGGGAUGGGACAUGUGCAUUGUGGGAUGUGGAGAGCGGGCAGCUGCUGCAGAGUUUCCAUGGACACGCAGCAGAUGUGCUCUGUCUGGACCUCGCCCCGUCCGAGACCGGAAACACCUUUGUGUCAGGGGGCUGCGACAAGAAGGCCAACGUGUGGGACAUGCGCUCCGGCCAGUGCAUUCAGUCCUUUGAAACCCACGAGUCAGACAUAAAUAGUGUGCGGUAUUACCCCAGCGGAGAUGCGUUUGCAUCUGGCUCAGAUGAUGCUACGUGCCGUCUGUAUGACUUGAGGGCGGACAGGGAAGUGGCUAUUUACUCCAAAGACAGCAUCAUAUUUGGGGUCUCCAGUGUUGACUUCUCCCUCAGUGGGCGACUGCUGUUUGGCGGAUACAACGACUACACCAUAAACGUCUGGGACGUUCUCAAAGGAACGCGGGUGUCUAUCCUGUUUGGACACGAGAACCGCGUCAGCACGCUGCGCGUUUCCCCGGACGGGACGGCCUUCAGCACCGGGUCCUGGGAUCACACCCUUCGGAUCUGGGCCUGAGCAUCCAGACGCCAAGGAUCCAACCGGAGACGCACUGGCGUUUCUGUUCGCUAGAGUACAAUCACAGAGAAAGAGACUCGACCCUGGUUGUACAUAGAGCAUAUCAAUAGCACUGUACAUAAUCCAAUGUCCUGUUCAGGCUAGAUCUGCAUAUUUCAAAGAGUAAUAAAACCAAACGGCACGCUUGCAUUCAGUACGAGGAAAGAAACUCCUGGUUAAUAUUAGGUUGUAAAAAAUAUAUUACAGAAAAUAUCCGUGGUAGUAGCUUGCAUUGGCCUAGGAUAUGAAGUGACACAGUAAAGUGACGUGUUGUAUGCGCUCAAAUAAAGGACUAUAUUUGUUAGUUUAUUUAUAUUAUGAGCGAUCAUGGAAACAAAUGUGAGCUUUUUAGACGCACCAGUGGGGGUGGAGGGUUCGUCUGGGAAGAUAGGACAGACUUGUAGAAAUUAAUGUUAUUUACUCUGAUGUCAAGUAAAAAUUCAUUUUGGAUAUGAGAGACGACUGUCUUGUUAUAUUAUAUUAAAAAAAAAGAAGUUUGCACUCAACAAAGACUUCUCCUUUUUCAACAGUCACCCAUCCGCCGACCUUACAGGCACAUUUACACAUAAACCUUCAUGGUGGUGAUUUCUCAUCCAUGUCGUCACUUCUCAUCUGUUUUCAGCUCCAACUUCCUCCCAACGUGCACAUUCAGCCACUACAGACAUGUGCAUUUGUGAUCCCCCACGAGUGAAUGAAAUACUGAUACGUUCAGAAUAAAAGGAUGAGAAAGUACUUCUGCUCAUGCCGUGGCUGUAAUUUCAUAUUUACUGUAAGUAUUUUAUUGUAGUUUAGUGUACAGAUAUACAAGAGACUGUUAAUCUGAGUAUUACAACCAUAAUAAAAUCAGUUUUGAAUAUCAA